Messenger RNA from Thermothelomyces thermophilus ATCC 42464, 720 nucleotides. RefSeq lists its product as uncharacterized. The record is from RefSeq and is a predicted model, not a curated record. Bases 1 to 720 code for a protein of 239 amino acids. The transcript is spliced from 2 exons. Lineage: Eukaryota; Fungi; Ascomycota; Sordariomycetes; Sordariales; Chaetomiaceae.
AUGGAGUCGAGUCAGGAUCAUCCCCUGCACCCAGCGCAGUAUGCUCCGCUUUCGGAUGCGCAGCAGGACAAGGCCGCGCCGCUCUAUCACCAGCAGUACCAGCCGGCGGCGUAUUACGCGCCGUACCAACAACCACAAACCGGAGAAACGAGCGCACCUGCGGCGGGCCCUACCGUCCUCACCGUUACGCGGAGGGUCGGGCUAACCGUCCUGGGCGUGAUUGUCUUCCUGCUUGUUGCCUCAUCGGGCUCAGCACCGGCCUCGGGGACGUUGACGCAAGGGGUGCCGGACGCGACGGCCACGACCACACCUGCGGCAGCGACGGCGACGGCGGCGGCGGACGACGUGGACUGCCCCGGGGUCAACGGCACCUUCUACACGGCCAGCACGGGCGGCAAGCGGUUCCGGCGCUUGUGCGGAAUCGACUACGGCGGCAACGGCGAGGCGGUCGACAUGGGCAACGUCAAGACGCGCAACCUGGACCGGUGCAUCGACGAGUGCGCCUCCCGGCCCAAGUGCACGGGAGCCGGCUGGGGCGUCAUCCAGGGCGACAAGGGCCCGCUGCACACGUGCUGGCUGAAGACGAACCUGACCAAGCCGCACAAGGCCACCCCCGACUGGGGGUUCGCCGUGCUGUUGUUGCCCGAGGGGAGUGGGGAGGGUGAUGAGAGUGAUGAAAGUGAUGAGAGUGAUGAAAGUGAUGAGAGUGGUGGGAUAUGA